Closterium sp. Naga37s-1 is the source of this 2256-nucleotide messenger RNA. The record is from the annotation of a GenBank genome assembly. Lineage: Eukaryota; Viridiplantae; Streptophyta; Zygnematophyceae; Desmidiales; Closteriaceae.
AUGCCCGAGCUUAACUCGGACGACGAGGUCGAGCUGCGUGCGGAUGGAACAGCUGAGAACACUGACGACGAGGACGUUGAGUCAGACGAGGAGGAUCAUCCUUUUUCUGACGAGGAAGGAGACGUUACCGCGGCUGUAGACGACGAUGAAAGUGCGCCGGAGGGCACGUUCCGACCCGAGGAUAACUUCAACACCCUCAUGGAGGUGUUCCGCUUCAUUGUGGGCUGCAACAAUGGCGCUGGGCUCUCCAAUGAGAGUACUGUGUGGCUUCUCAACCUGCUGCGGGACGAGCGUCUGGACCUGGAGCUCAUUCGACACUGGCGAACUCUCUACGCGGUCAUACGGUUCGGCAUGGCGCUGCUCAUGUCGCAGCGACAGUACGACACCAUCUCGUUCACCGUUCCCGGAUGGGAAGGCGAGUUCCAAGUGAUACGAGCAAAUGGGCGAGAGGCUUUAAUCAAGAUUCUCGGGAACCCGGAAAACGCGGAUGGGUUCGUGCUGCGGCCGAGGCAGGUGAACAGUGCUGCGGGACGGGUCUACACCACACCCGAGACCGCGUCUUUCUGGGAGCACGCUCAAGUGGCGGCAGAAAUGGAGUAUGGUGCGGGCGCUGUGGUUGUUCCACUCAUCCUCUGGAGCGACGCCACGAUUCUGAGCGGUAACGAGCGCACGAGAGUGUGGGCGGUGUACCUCUCCAUCGCAAACAUCCCGUUGCGGAGGCGGUGGAUGGACUGUGGGAAACUGCUCCUGGCGAUGCUCCCGUUUCCGCCGGCGCACAUGACACCCGCACAGAAGGUGGAACUUGGACUGUCGGCCAAGGACCCGAACUGGGAGGAACGCUUCUUCCUACCCUUGCUGUUCUCAUACGUGGCCGACUAUCCAGAGACCUGCAAGGUCUCCUGCACGCAACAGCUCGGCUCUGUGAUGCCAUGCUCUCUAUGCUGCGUGGCGCGGGACGACCUUCGAGACAUGGACCGCGAACCGGCCAAGCACCGUACGGUGGAAGAUCAGGAAGCUCUGCUGCGCGACCUCAACGAGGCGAAGAAGCACUCGACCAUUCCUGUCCCGAGCUUCCUGUGGGCCUUCAACUUCAGCCGCACCGUGUGGGGCAACACGUACCUCUCUCAGAUGCCCGAUAUUCUGCACGCGAUAUACAUCGGCUUCUGGCUGUACAUCCGAAGCGUCUUGCGCGGCAGCGCCAUGAGCGCCAGGCGCAAGGAUGAGCUUGAGUACGUUCGGUAUGGACGCUAUGGUGGCAGGCGCAUGAAGCAGAUGUACCCCGACGCUCGCCUGGCAGGCGUUCGCUCUCCAGGCUCUGGCAGCUACUGGGCCAGCGGCGCCAACUUCACAGCAAGCGAGCAUGCAUCGGCGAUGAUGACGGUCGAGGAAGUGUUCCCGCGCGAGGGCGAUGGGUGGAACCUGAUAAAGGUCCACCUUCUCACUCACGUGCCGGACGCUGUCAGGAGAGGUGGACUCCCACAGGAGUACUCCGCGGCAGUGUACGAGAACGCACACAUCCGCACGUGCAAGCUGCCCUACAGAACCUCCAAUCACCGCCAGCCUCUGCAGGCCAUCGCCGCCCACAACGUGCGCGCUUCUGCGAUGGGCGAGCUGACCUCUGCUCUCCCAGCACGCAGGCGCAACCAGACCGCGCUGACCCGGGCGAUCGCCACGGGCACCCCACAGUUGACGCUCGCGCGGAGGUCCCUGACUGCACGGCCCGACCACGAGAGCAGCGCGGCGUCAGUCUUUGAGGACAUCAACCUGGCGGUGGGCGGCCUGCUGUACUACUACGACACCGCGAUGCGCAACGCUGGGCUGAGGCCGUUUCCGGCGUGGGCGCACACGGCGGUGGCGCUGCCGGCCUUCCCCACUGACUAUGGGCACAUCCGGCCCCACUACGCACGGGCCGCUGCAUCUCUGCAUGGCCACAUGGCCUUCUCCUGCGUGGAGUACCUGUCCUCUGCUGGCCGUACCGUGUACGGCCGACUGAUCCUGCUGCUGGAUGCAGAGAGGCCGCUGGACGAUAGCAGCUACGAGCCUGCAGAGGUGGCUGUGCUGCAGCGGCUGAGCCAGCAGGGGCUCGAUGAGUGCACGGGCUGCGAGGUGCUUGGCCCGCCAUCGCUGUAUCGCGGGCUGACUGUCGUCCCCAUCGACCGGCUCCAGCGCGCCGUGCACUGCGUCCCUUCUUUCGAGCAGAAGGACGUGUGGUUCCUGAACAAGUGGGCCUAUUUGGUGAAUCAGGAAGUGGAGUAG